Molecule: messenger RNA, 4623 nt
Organism: Gossypium arboreum
Lineage: Eukaryota; Viridiplantae; Streptophyta; Magnoliopsida; Malvales; Malvaceae
Exons: 11
Coding region: 307-4449 (1380 amino acids)
Source: RefSeq, a predicted model, not a curated record
ACUCGUGUAAAUAUAAAUAUAAAUAUAGUUUACAGAUUUAUUACACCCUAAUUUUUGGUUCAUUUAUUUGAACAGUCAUUUCUCUUUCUUCUAUCAUCAUCUUCCUCCUACCAUCAUCCCUCUUCUCUCUCUCUCUCUCAUCGCUGCAAAUCAGUGUUCUUUUCUUUUCUCUUCUCAUCUCAGUUCUCACCCACCGCCGUGUCCGCUGGUUUUUUCCGGAUCUACCCUGUAUCCCGUGUCGGAAUCCGUGUCGGAUCGUGUCGACACGGGUGCUUCACCCCAAAUUGCCGAGUCCGGGUAACGAAGAUGAGAGGAGUCUUUAUGGUACCACCAAAAACUGUGAAAAGAUUAGUUAGGCGUUCCCUGAGUCAAAAGGUUCAUACAAACGCAGAAUCUGGAACCUGCAACGUGUGCUCUGCUCCUUGUUCAUCGUGUAUGCAUCUUAGUAUAUCUCAAAUGGGAUCGAAGAAGAAUGAGUUUUCUGAUGAAACUGAUAGUGUUGCUGUGGCAACUCAAUAUUCUAUCAAUGACGAUAAAACAAAUGACAGCUUACAGAAUACCCACAGUGAAGCAAGCAAUUUACUGAGUGUCAAUUCGAGUCAUGAUUCUUACUCUGAAAAUAUAGAAAGUAAAGCAACUACAAGGCCAUCUGAUGCAUCAGAAGAUGUUGGGAUUCAGAGAAACUUCUCAAACAAGUACGAUGGUUCCAAAGGUAUUGAAGGCCAUGAUGAUAGUUCUUUACUUGCUAGCAGAGCCAGCGGUGCAAACACAGCUUUCAGUUAUUGUAACAAGGAUUUAGACAGUAACAAUUCAUCUCGAAGUUCAGUGUCGGUUUGUAGUUUAGGAUCUGGAAAAGUGCUUUCUUCCCAGAAGGUAGACUUGUCUGAACUUCCUUCUGUAAAGGAGGUAGAUGACAGCAAAGUUUCACUGAGGAUCCAAAGUCCAUAUUCACAUUCUCAAAGUGACAAGAGUACUGUUGGAGGCAGUUCUGAGAUUUCUACCAAAAUCCAUUUGAAGUCAGAAGCAGAUACUGACAGGAAAGCACUGGAUAAAGCUGAUAAAAGCUUGAAUGAAGAUGAGCAUGAUGAGUCAAAUGAGUUGGUCGAGUUGCCUGGCAAGCCGGAGUCUCCUUUGCAAGCAGCUUCUGGAGAUGAGAGUUGUGAAUCUGUUGCUACUGAACUCGAUGUUAAGGUGUGUGAUAUUUGUGGGGAUGCUGGACGAGAAGAUUUGCUCGCUAUAUGUAGCAAGUGUGCUGAUGGUGCAGAGCAUACUUACUGUAUGCGAGAAAUGCUUCAAAAAGUUCCUGUAGGUGAUUGGCUUUGUGAAGAAUGUAAGCUGGCCGAGGAAACUGAAAGCCAAAAGCAAGGUCUGGAUUCUGAGGGGAAAAAGGCAAAAAAACUUAGCUCAACUACACAGAACUUAGGUAAGAGACAUGCAGAAAAUUUAGAGGAUGCUUCAGCUUCGAAAAGACAAGCUGUUGAACAAAAAAUGGGAUCACCAAAAUCAUUGAGCCCCAGUAAAGCAUCUGCAUUGUCUAGAGAGGGUUCUUUCAAGAACAUGGACAAGGGGAAAGUGAGGCCAUCUCCACAACUUUCUCUUGGCAGUCAUUCUGGUAACGACAUGUUGGAAACCACGUGCUCUCCUGCUUCUGGUCCAAGGCUGCAAUCACCAAAAGGUACCUUACUAAAAUCCAAUUCGUUUAAUGCCUUAAAUUCCAAACCGAAAGUGAAGCUUGUAGAUGAAGUUGCUCUUCAAAAAGAGAAAAUUUUUAGAAAACAUGCGUCCCUUAAUAGCAAGGAGGAAGCUUCUAGGGUGAUGGGGAAAUCUAUGUCAUUUAAAUCCACAAACUCAGGACGAUUAAGUACUGGGGAAUCGAAGUUUAAAAUGCUAUCAUCUAAAUAUGCUUAUGUUCAAGACUUGAAAGGAUUAAAGCAAGUUAAGGAGCAGAUAUCAUUAGAAAGGAAGAAUUUAUCAAAACUAGACCGCUCAAGUUCUACUGUCUCCACACCUAAAGUUGAUCAGAAGCUGACAACUCGCACAGAUACAAUUUCUCAUUCGUCUGCAAGCAACAGCCGAGAAACUAAGGCUGUUCGGUCUGAUGGAAAACCAAGUACUCUAUCAAGAUCAACCACCAAUCUAGUUCGUAAUGGCGUAGAAAAUGCAGUUAUUUCUGCUUCUGGAGUUUCAACCACCAAUGGGGGCAUUUCUUCUGAACAGAAGUUAAACCAAGUUAGCCUGAAGGAAGAACCCUCGUCAAGUACUUCAUGGACAGUUGAGAGGCAACCUAGUAAUAAUAAUGUAAUUAUAUCAGAUUGGCUGUCUUGGUCAUUAGAUUUGACAAAUCAGAGUGAGAGAAUGGGCCAUACAGCUGAAUAUUGCUCAGUCUCUCAGGCAUCUGGAGCUGAUGAAUCAGCUCCCAGGAAUUUUAAAGGGGAGAUAAACAAAGGCAAUAAGUUAAAAGCUGCAAUUGAAGCAGCUAUCCGUUUGAGGCCUCGAAUAUGUGAAAGAACUUCUCAAGAUCCAUCAUCAGUUUCUGUGAAGGCAAAGAAUAUGAUUUCCGUUGAAGGUACACAUGAAAGCCAAACCAAUGUUCAAAAUCAGACUUCCAUCGGCAAUAUGAAGUUGCUUAAUGCACAUUGCACUGAUGCUCUCUCUGUAGUUUCUUCUGUUGGCAAUGCCCCUCCUUUAGUUGCAGAGUCUGCUGUCUCUGAGAUGUCUGCGAUCCCAGAACAUGAAUGCAUCUGGCAGGGGGCUUUUCAGGUGCAUAAAAUGGGAAAACCUCCUGACUUUUGUGGUGGAAUUCAGGCCCAUCUCUCAACCCUUGCAUCACCUAAAGUGAUUGAAGUUGUCAACACUUUUCCCCUUGAAGUUCCCUUGAAUGAAGUACCUCGCCUGAGCACUUGGCCUACACAGUUUCAUAACAGUGGCCCUAAAGAAGAUAAUAUUGCUCUAUACUUCUUUGCCAAGGACCUUGAAAGUUAUGAGAAGUAUUACAAGGUCCUUUUGGAUACCAUGGUCAAGAAUGAUCUUGCCCUCAAAGGAAACUUUGAAGGUGUUGAAUUCCUAAUAUUCCCAUCCAACAAACUUCCUGAAAGUUGCCAGCGGUGGAAUACCUUAUCAUUCCUCUGGGGUGUUUUCAAGGGUAGAAGAGCAAAUUGUUCAGAUACCUCAAAGAGUGCAUACGUUCCUGAUGCAAGUAUGGUACAUCUGGAGAGAGAGAAAUCUACUGAUGUCCCUCAGCCAGUGGAGAAUGAAUCCGCAGCAUGUCACAGUUCAUGCAAUGUAGUAGUAACCAGUGCUGUUGAGAAGACUUGUAUCUCAACAGAAAGAGUUUCUGAUAGCAAGGUCUCUUCUUUUGGGAAGACAUAUGUGGGGAUAAAAGCAAAGUUGGAGGAGCAAGAUGGAAACAUUGAUAACAAAUACUUGUCGAGGAUUGCAACAAACAGCAUAAAGGUUCAUCCAGACAUGAAAUCCACUAGUCCUCUGGAUGAUGGCAAAGUUCCAGAUUGUAGAUUAGACACAGAACUCAAGCCUUGCCAUCAAGCUACAGAAACCAAUAUCCGGUCGUUUGAAGUUAAGAAAGAGGAAAUGCAAAUGCCUGUAGAAGAAGAUUAUCCAUCUUUAAAAGAUCGCCCUACUGGAAAGCAAGAGGCAGUUAUUGUGGGGAAGAUUGAUGGAGAGUAUGUUAAAACUAGAGUGUCUAGGGAUGAUGGAUAUGCUGAUGUAAAUACCUAUUCAAAGAGAGAUGUUAGCAGUUGGCAGUUGAAUCAUCGGAAACGCCCAUACUUGGAUUUUACAGAAGCAGUUCCAGAAAUCUCUACCGAGUCAAGUCAAAGAAUGCCAUGGAGUGAAGUAAGGAGAGUUUCCAUAGAUAGAGGAAGUGAUAACAAAAAGCUGAAGACGGGUUUCACUGGAAUAUACAAAUAUAACGGUGCUAGAGAUGAAGGCACAUUUAGUGAUAGUACCGCAUCAGAUAGACAUGGUCUGGGUUCUGGCUCUUGUGUUAAAGAGAGGAGAUGUAACAUUGCUUGCGAAGAAAAAGGUGUCCCCAAGGACAUGGGAAGUGGCGAAAGGUUCUUUCCCAUGGGGUCAGAUCGUGUUAGGGAAAUUCGGAUGGACUGGAGGGAAGAGCUUCUGGUAAAAGAUGAGAACAGAGCUGGGGAUGCCUCUCCAAAUCUUGAGCUUGCUUUGGGGGCUGAGAUGAGACCACCAAAUAAGGGGAUCCUGCCUUUCUUUGUUGGAACAGCAGACAAAAGUGAGAACCUGGAUAAGGUAACAGGAAAGGAAGAGGCGGAUGAUGUGUCUGCCUCGCUUUCCCUUUCCCUGUCGUUCCCAUUCCCAGAGACAGAAGGGAAUGUGAAGUCUGUAUCUAAAACUGAGCAGCUCUUGCCGGAAAGCCAUGGUGUGAAUACUUCCCUACUACUGUUUGGGGGAUUCCCUAACAAAUAGUAUGAUGGUGAUCCUAGGUUUGUUUAUAAGCGUUACUGUUGGCGGCCUUACAUGAAUGUUGUAAUACUUUAUACCAGGUCACUAGCUCAUGUACCUUCUUCCAUUGGGGCAUUCUAGGAGAAACUCACAUUCCAUCUGUUCAUAACCCAUAUAAUUACAGAACUUAGCAAUAAA